AUGGAGUCUGAAGAGAAAGACCAGAACUUGAGGCCAGAUUCUUCUCUGGCUGAAAACCCUGAAAUAAUGCCACCAUCUAGUAUGCAUUGCAUGGAAGAGAAUGAUGCCAUGCUCAAAACAUCUGUUCCUUCAUGCGAGAUAAUGACAUUGAAAAAGGAAGAACUGCACCUGAAAUAUGACAUUUCAAAUGAUGCAAAAUCAAGAGAAAAUCCGACUUCUGUUGAAGAUUGCAAAAGUCAAGGAUUAGAUGUUGAUGUUGAAAAUGCUGGAUCACUUCUGCAGAAGGAAACACUUGGAGUUUACAGUGAGGCAGGUUGCAAUACGAAAGCUAAUUUGAAUAAUGAGAAUGAUAUUGAUUCAAGGGCCAGGGCCACCAAGUCAUCUAGUGACACUGGACAAGGUAUGGUUACUGGCCUCCUUCCAAAAGAUUGUCUUGUUGAGGAUGCUUAUGGUGGUCAGAAUUCUAGUAACAAAAUCACGCAGUUAGAGAUAGUGUCAAGGGAUGAUGUGAAGCAAAUGCCGUCAAGGACUAGAAGUCUGUCUCCCAGUGCUGAGAUUAGAAAUGGAAACAAACGCCCCAAAAUGAUAUGUGACUUUUUUGCUAAAGGAUGGUGUAUCAGAGGUAGUUCUUGUAGCUUUCUUCAUAUAAAAGAUACCGAGGACAAGACUGACCAGGAGGCUGAAACUGACGUAGAUACUACUCAUCAGAAGAGAGAAUUGAAAGUUGAAGAAGGUGUUAGGGAAAAUGUUCAGAGAUCAAGGAUGAAUGAUUACGAAGCAAUCCCUAGUUGGCAUCAAUCUCAAGAAAAACAGAACUUUAAGAUGAAGGAUAACUUGUUUUCAGAUAAUAGAUUUGCGUUUAGUUCAACAAACAAUUUUUUCAGCCCAAAUCAGGAUGGAAUAGCUACUCUUCGGAACCAACAUAUGUACAAAGGAUAUGCUUCCACUCUUUUGAGCCAUUCACCAAAUUCAAGCCUGGUUACUCAAUUUCCAGCUUCAAGUAUGUCACUCUCUCACAGGAUUUCUACCCAAUCAGGAUGUUCAUUGCCUCUUAGUUCAUCUUUGGGUGCUAGUAAUGUGAAUUCUCAAAACCUUUUGAACACUGAUAAAGAAUGUCUCACCUCUAAGUCCACUUUCUCUGGUUCAGGGCGGGAAGAUUUUCCUCUAGUUAGUUCGUCCAGGGUUCCAUCUUAUCCUACUGGAUAUAAAUCAAAAAUCUGUUCUUAUGAUUGGGAACCUUCUGUGCCCUUUCGGCCAUCUUUUUUUAUAACUUCCAUGAAUGUAUCAUCUGCUGGAGAUCUUUAUGACCCUCUUCGUGAUAGCAUUGAGAUACCUAAUAUAGGGGAUGGGUCUUUGAAGGCUUCCCUUUUAAUUCAAGGAUCAAAUGUACAGGCUUCAUCACAGGUUCAGAUAUAUGGUAAUUCUGAUGUAGUUGGGAAACACACGCCCAGUCUUAAUGAUGACAAAAGUUCUGUAUCUUCUCAUAAUAAAUUUAAUGAAAAUGACCCAAACAACAAUUAUGUUCCUCAUGAAAAAGAUUAUCUUCCUACUGAAACAGAGAUAACUUCAGGAACUUAUGUAAACUAUCAAAACGAUAGAAUGGGACAAAAUACCUUUUGUAUUGCAGAUAGUACAAAAAAGGAGAGAGACAUGACUGAGCAUGAUGCUAGACGUCACAGUGAAGGAUCAGGGCACAAAACAAAGAGAGUAGACAGGGAUAAGAAAAAUCAUGAUAUGGACAUUGAUGUUCAGAUGGAUGGCAGCACACAGAAGGAACCGAAGGCACUAAAAAUGUUACGUGCAGCUCUUGUAGAUCAUGUAAAAGAGUUGUUAAAACCAGCUUGGCAUGAAGGUCGUCUCAGCAAGGAUGCACAUAUUAUGAUAGUCAGAAAAUCAGUUGACAAGGUUGUUAGCACCAUAGAGCCUCAUCAGAUUCCGACCAUAGAUACUGCUAAGCAAUACGUUUCUUCAAGUCGGAUGAAAAUUGCAAAGCUGGUCAAUGGAUAUGUCAACAAAUAUGGAAAAUCUUGA
Molecule: messenger RNA, 2031 nt
Organism: Sphenostylis stenocarpa
Lineage: Eukaryota; Viridiplantae; Streptophyta; Magnoliopsida; Fabales; Fabaceae
Source: the annotation of a GenBank genome assembly